This is a messenger RNA of Medicago truncatula (barrel medic), 2803 nucleotides long. RefSeq names its product probably inactive leucine-rich repeat receptor-like protein kinase IMK2. Bases 239 to 2623 code for a protein of 794 amino acids. The transcript is spliced from 2 exons. Gene Ontology annotation, biological process: protein phosphorylation. Gene Ontology annotation, molecular function: ATP binding; protein binding; protein kinase activity. Lineage: Eukaryota; Viridiplantae; Streptophyta; Magnoliopsida; Fabales; Fabaceae. The record is from RefSeq and is a predicted model, not a curated record.
UUGUAAACUAUAGUCAUAAAACUAGCCGUUAAAAAACUGCACCCUUUGACCCAUUCUCCUCAAAUUUUGCUUUUAUCUCUCUCUUCCCUAAAACCUUAAACUUCACUUCAACUUUCUUCAUUCACUCACAAUCUCACUUACCCUUUAUCAGAAUCCUUACUCUCUCUCCAAAGUUUUCAUCUUUCUUCAUUUUCUCAUUGUUCUUUGCAUAGUCAUUGUUGUUCUCACUUCAUCUUCCAUGGAGAACAAUACUUGGCAUAAUGUUAAAGAUUUGAUUUUUACCUUUUUUAACACAAACCCACUUCAGAAAUGUAGAAAAAACCAAAAGGGUCAUUUUAUUUUAUUGGUUUUUGUGCUUUUUAUUGGUUUUACUAUUGAGCCUGUUUUAGGUAAUUUAUGGGAUGGUGUGGUUGUAACACAAUCUGAUUUUCAAUCCUUAAGAGCUAUUAAAAAUGAGCUUAUUGAUUCAAAAGGGGUAUUGAAAAGCUGGAAUGAUAGUGGUAUAGGUGCUUGUUCAGGUAAUUGGAUUGGAAUCAAAUGUUUGAAAGGGGAAGUUGUUGCAAUUCAGCUUCCUUGGAAAAGUUUAGGCGGAAAAAUUUCUGAGAAAAUUGGUCAACUUCAAUCUCUUAGAAAAUUAAGUCUUCAUGAUAAUGCACUUGUUGGUUCUAUUCCUAUUUCUCUUGGUUUUUUACCUAAUCUUAGAGGUGUUUAUCUUUUCAAUAACAAGCUUUCAGGUUCUAUUCCACCUUCUAUUGCUAAUUGUCCAAUGCUUCAAUCUUUUGAUGUUAGUCAUAAUUUGCUUAUUGGUAAAAUCCCUUUUGGUUUAGCAAAUUCCACUAGGAUUUUCAGGAUUAAUUUGAGUUAUAAUUCACUUUCUGGUUCAAUUCCUAGCUCAUUCAUGAUGUCACAUUCUUUAACUAUUCUUUCUCUUCAAUUCAAUAAUUUAACUGGUCCUAUUCCUAGUGAAUUAGGUGCAGUUUCAAGGCUUAGAGUUCUUGAUUUGUCAAACAAUGCUAUCAAUGGUAGUUUUCCUUUAAGCUUCUCUAAUAUGUCUUCUCUUGUUUCAUUGAAUCUUGAAAACAAUCAAAUUGAAAAUCAUGUGCCUGAUACUUUUGAUAUGUUGCAUAACCUUUCUGCGAUUAACUUGAAGAACAAUAAAUUUGAUGGUAAAAUUCCAUCAACUAUUGGUAAUAUCUCAAGCAUUAGUCAAAUUGAUUUGUCUCAUAACAAAUUUUCUGGUGAAAUUCCUGAUUCUUUUACUAAGCUAGUGAAUCUAAGUUCAUUCAAUGUGUCUCGUAACAAUCUAUCUGGUCCUGUUCCAUCACUACUUUCCAAAAGAUUCAAUGCUAGUUCAUUUGAAGGAAACUUUGGUCUAUGUGGUUACAUAAGUUCAAAACCAUGUCCUUCAGCACCACCGCCGCAUAAUCUUCCAGCUCAAUCACCAGAUGAAUCUCCUCCAAAGAAACAUCACAGAAAAUUAAGCACAAAGGACAUUAUCCUCAUAGUAGCUGGUGUUCUUUUGUUAAUUUUGCUAUUACUUUGCUGCUUUUUGCUUUGUUGUUUAGUCAGGAAAAGAGCUUCUUCAAGCAGAAAGAGUAGUAAAGCUGCUAAAGCUGCUGCUUCUGCUAGGAGUGUGGAGAAAGGUGGUUCAGCUGGUGGUGGUGAAGCUGUAUCGGGAGGUGAAGCCGGUGGCAAGCUGGUUCACUUUGAUGGACCAUUUGUGUUCACCGCUGAUGAUCUUUUGUGUGCAACUGCUGAGAUAAUGGGCAAAACAGCUUAUGGAACAGCUUACAAGGCAACAUUGGAAGAUGGUAAUCAAGUUGCUGUGAAGAGAUUGAGGGAGAAGACUACUAAAGGACAUAAGGAGUUUGAAGCUGAGGUUGCAUCACUUGGCAAAAUCAGACAUCCGAAUCUUUUGGCGCUUAGGGCUUACUAUCUUGGACCUAAAGGAGAGAAGCUGCUUGUCUUUGAUUACAUGAGUAGAGGAAGCCUAGCAUCAUUCCUUCAUGCUCGUGGACCUGAAAUUGUCGUCGAAUGGCCAACAAGGAUGAAAAUAGCUAUUGGAAUCACUAAUGGUCUAUUUUGCUUACACAACCAAGAGAAUAUAGUUCAUGGGAAUCUCACCUCAAGCAACAUACUAUUGGAUGAGCAAACAAAUCCUCACAUCACAGAUUUUGGUCUUUCAAGACUAAUGACAACUUCUGCCAACACCAACAUCAUUGCUACAGCAGGAAGUCUUGGAUACAAUGCACCGGAGCUUUCAAAGACAAAGAAACCUACCACAAAAACCGAUGUUUACAGUCUCGGCGUCAUUCUUUUGGAGCUUUUAACUGGUAAACCACCAGGAGAACCAACAAAUGGAAUGGACUUGCCUCAAUAUGUUGCAUCCAUUGUUAAAGAAGAGUGGACAAAUGAAGUGUUUGAUUUGGAACUCAUGAGGGAUGGACCAACCAUAGGAGAUGAACUUCUUAAUACAUUGAAAUUAGCUUUGCAUUGUGUUGAUCCAUCACCUUCUGCUAGGCCUGAGGUUAAACAAGUUUUGCAGCAAUUAGAAGAGAUUAAACCAGAAUUGGUUGAAGUUGAAGUUGAUGAUGAUGGAGCAAAGGUUCAAACAAAUGAAUAAAUGGAUGGAAGACUUUGAGUCACUUGAAAUAGUGGAGAAAACAUAUAUAUUUAAUUCAUUAUUUUAUUUGUUCAUUGAUUUUAUAUAUGUAUAUAGGAUGUGAGGUUUUGAUUUGACAGAUUAAGUAUUCUUUUGAACUAUAUGAAUAAUGAAUGUUCUUUCAAUUGCUAAUUAAACUAA